Messenger RNA from Penicillium antarcticum, 1497 nucleotides. RefSeq lists its product as uncharacterized. The transcript has 2 exons. The record is from RefSeq and is a predicted model, not a curated record. Bases 1 to 1497 code for a protein of 498 amino acids. Lineage: Eukaryota; Fungi; Ascomycota; Eurotiomycetes; Eurotiales; Aspergillaceae.
AUGGGGGCUUUCUCGAUAUUUGGGCGUACAGCGCCAGCAACAGUGCCCACCGAUCGGAUCAUUCCCCUGAGAUACUGGGAUGACUUGCACUACCUACGCAGUCUCUGCCAUGACUUUACCCUGCGCUUUGACGAUGUACUCGAUCCAUGUAAGCUUGAGACAGCGCUGUUAAGGCUGAUGGAAAUUGGUGACUGGGGCCAAUUAGGCGCCCGUCUGCGACUGAAUGCUAAAGGAAAGCUCGAAUACCAUAUACCUGCAAAAUACGAUGACAAGCGACCCGCAUUUGUUUUCACAACAUCAGAGUACGAAAUGAGUAUUCAGGACCACCCGCUUGGCUCCCAACUGCCGGGGGCCAACCAAGACCAGUCUUUUCUGUCGCCAUCUUCUGAUGCAUUUGCUCCAUUGGUCUGCCAUCCAGAUAGACCCAAAGAGCUGGCAGAUUGGAUCUAUACCGAUCGUCCGCAGCUUCAUAUCCAUGUUACUCUUUUCCGAGAUACAACCCUCCUCACGAUGAGCUAUGUGCAUACAUUCAGUGAUGCGAUCUCGAGAACAAACUUCUUCAAUGCUUGGCUGGCUGUCCUCCGCGGUUGUGAGAAAGACGUACCCAUCUUUUUGCCUUAUGAUCUUGAUCCCCUGCGCAAGUUGGGCAAGGAAGCGUCAGGGAAGGACUACAGCAAUUUCGGACGCCUCGUGACCGGUUUGAGCUUGGUGUUGUUUGGAAUUCGUUUCCUGUUCGAAAUGUAUUGGUACCAAAACGUGGAAGAGCAUCCAAUUCGUGUACCGAAACGAUGCGUUGACCGCAUGAGAUCGAAAGUCCUACAAGAACUGGCAACUGCAGAUCCAAAUGGAGCAGACAAACCAUUCGUUAGCGAGGGCGAUGUGAUUAUCUCAUGGUGGGCCAAAGCAUUGACCUCUGCACUGAAAAUUGCGCCAGAUCGGACGGUCAUGGUGAUGAAUGUCUUCAAUGUAUGGAGUCUUUUCCCAGAGUGCUUCCCUCACGGCACCGCAGGGUUCAUCAGCAAUGCCUUCUUCUAUUCAUACACUUUGUUUAAUGCGGGCAAAAUUCGACAAGAUAUCAACCUGGAUUAUAUGGCAUCAACGAAUCGCAGGGCUCUUGUAGAGCACAGAACUAGGGACCAAGUUCAAGCUAUGACCUCCAUUCAGAGAGGCAAUUUCAUGCAAGCAGCACCCGUCGUUGGAGACUCGAAACUUCUGUUUAUGUGUGCUACCAAUCAGCAUAAAGCUAGAUACUUCGAGCUAGACUUUUCAGCUGUUGUUGUCUCUCCUGGUGUCCCUUUGAGCAAGAGGCCCCAUGCCCUGGGUAGACCAUCCUACAUUAACGAUAUUGAGUAUUGUAAGAGUUACCCAACUCGUAAUAUUGUGAGGCUUAUUGGGAAAGAUGCUGCGGGUGAUUGGCAUCUCUUGUUCAAGACUCGAGCUGCAGCGUGGCCAGCAUUCCACAAGCAACUGAUGGAAUUGAUUGAGGCGGAGGACUAA